Alnus glutinosa is the source of this 1167-nucleotide messenger RNA. RefSeq names its product telomere repeat-binding factor 4-like. Lineage: Eukaryota; Viridiplantae; Streptophyta; Magnoliopsida; Fagales; Betulaceae. Bases 125 to 913 code for a protein of 262 amino acids. The transcript is spliced from 6 exons. Gene Ontology annotation, biological process: nucleosome assembly. Gene Ontology annotation, cellular component: nucleosome. Gene Ontology annotation, molecular function: double-stranded telomeric DNA binding. The record is from RefSeq and is a predicted model, not a curated record.
GCAACCCUCGAAACCAUACCAAUUACCAUACCGAUAUCAGAGUCGGAACACUGAAAUUGUGUAUUUGCGGGCUGUGGCAUCCAGUGGCAGCAAGACAGCGAAAGAGAGCGAGAGAUACAGAGACAUGGGAAACCCAAAACAAAAGUGGACAUCGGAGGAAGAAGAAGCACUACGUGCAGGAGUGGCCAAGCACGGCACUGGAAAAUGGAAGGACAUCCAGAGAGACCCUGAGUUCAAUCCAUUUCUCUCCUCUCGCUCCAACAUUGAUCUCAAGGAUAAAUGGAGGAAUUUGAGUGUUAGUGCCAAUGGCCAAGGCCCCCGAGAAAAAUCACGGACGCCAAAAUCAAAACUCAACCAGGAGGCUCCCCCUACUCCAUCAUCCAUUGCACAGACCCCCACUGCAGCUCCAGUUGCACAUGAUGCAGUGGCUGAUCCAAAUAUGGAUGAUUCUUCAAAGAGUUUAAUGGAUGGAAAAAAUGCUUCAAGGUACAAUGCAAUGAUUUUUGAAGCACUUUCAACCUCGAAAGAGCCAAAUGGACUGGACACUGGUAAAAUCGUUGGCUUUAUUGAGCAAAGGCAUGAGGUUCCACAGAAUUUUAAGAGGUUGUUAAGUGCAAGGUUGAGAAGGCUGGUUGCACAAGACAAACUUGAAAAGGUCCAAAACUGCUACAAGAUGAAAAAUGAUGCCUCAUCUUUGACACCCACCGUAAAGGCUGGUGAUACAGUAGAAGAAGCAGCAGAGGCUGCUGCCUACAAGAUUGCUGAAGCAGAAAACAAAUCUUUUGUGGCAGCUGAAGCAGUUAAGGAGGCAGAGAGGAUUUCAGAGAUAGCUGAAGACGCAGAUUCACUGUUGCAGUUGGCGAAAGAGAUUUUUGAGAAAUGUUCACGAGGUGAAAUUGUGCUUAUGGCAUGACCAAACUGGAGGAAUGAUACCCCUGAUUAGAAUUUGUAAAUUUAGAUUGCUGUGUUUUCCCGGUGCAAUUGAACUAGUUGGUUGUAUACUGGUUGCCCAAUAAUGAAACUGCAUCUCUUCAGACUCGCCCUGGUGAUGGGAGAACUCUUACAUAGGCUGUCCUGUCUGUCAGUCUUCACAGGUUUGUUUUCUGUAAUUUUCAGUCAAUGGUAAGGCGCUGAUUUGUUAAUGAUGGAGUGGCAAAUUGGCAAUCA